Molecule: messenger RNA, 6983 nt
Organism: Protopterus annectens (West African lungfish)
Lineage: Eukaryota; Metazoa; Chordata; Ceratodontiformes; Protopteridae
Gene: VAMP1
Product: vesicle associated membrane protein 1
Exons: 5
Coding region: 223-591 (122 amino acids)
Biological process (GO): vesicle fusion; SNARE complex assembly; vesicle-mediated transport
Cellular component (GO): SNARE complex; plasma membrane
Molecular function (GO): syntaxin binding; SNAP receptor activity
Source: RefSeq, a predicted model, not a curated record
ACAGCAUCAGCAUCAGACGCUUCAGGAGGCAGAGAGAGAGAGAGAGAGAGAGCGAGGACACAGAGGAAAAGGGAAGACUGCAAGGAGUUGUUACCUUUCAUAAUUCUGCAAGCACAAACUCUAAACACUGGAAGAAACAAUAAUAAAUCCUUAGCAUUCAAAAUAAUUACAGAAGGACAAAAGUUUCCAGAGCUGAUUAGCAGACUUCGUGCUCCCUGACUCAUGUCUGCUCCAGCACCAGCCCAGCCCGGUGCCCCAGAUGGCCAGGCAGCCCCUGGUGGUCCUGGUGGUGGACCUCCUGGGCCACCACCCAACAUGACAAGCAACAGGAGACUGCAGCAGACACAGGCGCAAGUAGAAGAGGUGGUGGACAUUAUGCGAGUGAACGUGGACAAGGUCCUGGAGAGAGACCAAAAGCUCUCAGAACUGGAUGACAGAGCUGACGCAUUGCAGGCAGGUGCCUCACAGUUUGAAAGCAGCGCAGCAAAACUGAAACGGAAGUACUGGUGGAAAAAUUGCAAGAUGAUGAUAAUGAUGGGGGUGAUAUGUGCAAUCAUCGUUGGGAUUAUAAUCCUAUACUUCUGCACCUGAGGUGAUCCAGCAGCGAACCCUUAUCCUCACAGUAGCAUUAUAAGAUCCCUAAGGCAUUGUUCAUUUCCUAUUUUUCCUUUUAUUUCUGUCCAUUUCUAAGCACAGUCAUGAAGUAUUAUUGUCCCAGUUUAUUCUGGUCACCUUAACCAUCCCAUUUAACACUGCUGCAGUUAUGUGACCAGAAUUCUCAUUACUAAGAACAACAGGGAGCUAUUAUGAAGUUAUAGCAAUAGAACAAUGUGAAUGUGGGCUUUCAGACUGGGGUGGGGGUGGCAUGCAGGCCACUUUGAUAGCUUUGAAUUAAAUAUUUUGCAGGUCACAGGUUUUGGAUGGAUAUUUUAAGUCAUUUUCAAGAAGUAAGAAUGAAUUUUAGAUUUGAUGGACAGGGAAAGAGGAUGAAUUUAGUUCCACAGGGCAGAUGAAAGAGACAAAGGCUGGCAUUUUAUAGCCUGCCAGUCAAGUGAGGAUCUGACAGACAGACAGAAAGAAUCAAAGAAAAAAAUGUUCAAAUUUCUCUCUGGAAAGAGUUGAUACUUGUUUUGAAAUUUCUUGACAGGCAGGGAGUGGUGUAAAAAUACAACCUGUAGGGAAUGCUGGAAAGGGAGACAAUUUAAAUAAGUAUUUGAUCAUAACUACUUCAAACAAUCCAUGACUCUAAGCAACUUUUACAGAUCCUUGUAUUUCACUACCUUAGAUACCAAAUAGCAGUAUUUUAAUAAAAAUACAAAUGUUGACUCUGUAAACAUUGAUAUUAAAAGUAAAAUGCUGUACAGACCUUAAGAUCUUUCCUACAAAAAAAGAUUACAGAGGAAGGAUGGCUUUCCCGCCAACAUCAUUCAUUCUUGGUCCCACAUUGCACACCUGUAGGUACAGGACAUCUAUAGUCUAAAUGGUUUAUGUUUGUGUGUUAGAUGUUGGUGUGUUCAUUUUGGGAAGGGUUAUGCUCAAACAGAAUCAUCGGGCCAUUUUUAAUCCUUGUUUAGAAGAUGUAAUUAUAUUCACAUAUAGAACAAUGUCAUCAAUCUCUUUAGAAAAUGUCUAACAAACAAAAUCUAAUAUAGUAGGGGUAGGAGGCUAAUAAUUAAAGCUAUUACCCUUACUGACAUAUGAUAUUAGCCCCUGAUGUGUCUGCCUACCAGUCAAACGUAUUCAGAUGGGUCCCUAUCAGAUGAUCGAGUUUUCAGAAAUUCGAACUCCAUAUGGUCGAGACCAUAUGAUCGAGUUUUUGAAAACUUGAAGCUUUUGAAUGGAGAUUGCGGUACAGCGAGGAUCAGGAAAUUCUGAAGAAGUCAGCUGAUUAAUGCUGACGAAAGCUCUCAAUAAAACGUGGUUUUGAAUUUGGUGGUGUGAGAAGGUGCUUCUACUGGUUCCUUAUACAGUGUUUUGUGCUUUGUUCUUGGUUUUGUUUGAUCAGAAAAUUUACCUUUUUCCUCAUUGUGGUGCGAUCUCGAAGUUGGUGUAUAUAAUUUGCAGGGGGUGUUGGGGGCAAUUGUAAAAAGGCAGAUUUUUGAUGGAUUUUUUAUAUUGAAGUUUUCAGAAACUCAAUCAUAUCAUCUUUUCAAUAUUUUUUUUUUCGUUUCCGAAACGUAGAUCACCUGACAUAGACCCAUUCAGACACAUAUUCUGUCCACUGUCCAGCUGUGCACUGCUCAAAAACUACAUUGGCUGUCCACUUUUCAGCUAUGUUUCCUGCAUCUUGUUCACCUAAGCUAGUUACAGUAUUAAUUACUCUAAUCCAAGACAAGUAGCGGUCACAACAAGAUGAACCAAAUAAUGUUCAGUUUAAUAAAAAAAAAUGAAUUAAUAAACAAUCUUUCAGAGAAGUUGUGUUUUUUUAUCAAGUUUGUUAAAGCAAAGGAAGAGAGUGCACAAUGCUAGAGCAUGUUGUUGAUCAGCUAGUUGCUGGAGCUCCAACCGUAUUGUAAACGUUAUAGUCCCUGAGCUUUGAAAAUAGAAGACUACCUUUUGGGUAAAUACAAAGGAAGAAAUAAAAAUAUGAUAGAAAAAAUGAUUAGUCACUACAAGCUUAAACAGACCAUUCACCUGAAUUGUAUGAUCUUUCACCUAAACUGUAUGUACUUUUCUAAGAAGAUAUGUGUUUUUAAAUAACCUGCCAAAUGGAUUUUUUAUCACAUGUGUACCGAGUAUAGUGACUGCAAUGUGAUACGGUAAUGCAACAAAUCAGCUGACACAUUGAGAUGCAGCUGUAUAUAAAAGCUAGUCGUGUCUCACAGAAUUUGCAGCUUAAGGAGAAGUAAAGUGCAUUAUGGGAUAGGUGACCUGUAGCCACAGCCUGCAGAGCAAUGACACCACUAUUGUGGGGUUCCCACAUUGUAAUCAAGUGGUUGUGGUGCCUAUUAAGAAGUCUUCACCAUGCAGUCACUAGACUGGGCAGCCACUGCUCUUGAAGCUUAGAUUGUGUCUGCCCCACACAAUGUACCUAGUGUUUGUGGAACCUGUGUGGAAGCCUACACUGUAUACCCACAUUGUUAUACAACCGUUGCUUGUACAGCACACUAGGAAACUUGCAUUGUGCAUUUUCUAUACCAUGUGCCCAGUAGUUAUGCAUUAUAUGAGAACACCUACACUCUACAUUUGCCAUGCCACACAUCUAGCAAUCGUGAAGCACAUAAAGGAACUUGCUCUGUGUAUCACCCUUACCACACACCUAGUGGCUGUGCAGCUCAUAAGGAACCUUGCAUUUUGCAUUCCCCUCUGUGCAUUUUAGCAGUUGUGGAGUCCAAAGAAAAAACAAAAUGUAGAAACUUUGGAUCCUGCCAUCCACUGGUUUGGUUAUGAGAGAUUAAUUUUGGUCAAUGCAAAGUACAUUAAUGAGAACGGAAUGUCCUCACUUAAAUUUUAAGUUUUUUUUUUUUUGCCUUUAUCUGCUGAUUUAUAAAUGUUUACAGUAUAAAAAGCUGAUUAGUAUUUUAAACUUUCUCCAUUCCUGUGGUUUGGAAUUCAUUUCAGAAUAGAUAAAAUCUGUGUAAUGCAAUGAGGAAGGCAUAGUUAUAGAUAUAGAUAUGGAGUAAAGCAGUACUUUCCACCUCUGUGCAGGCAAACUUCCCUACAUUUGUAAGAAAUUAUUUUCUUAGGCUAUCUUACUGCUAGGCUGUUCUUCCAAGGGAGUUUUUUUAUUUUUGCUGCUUGACAUAGCUGGGCACUGUGAGCUCUAAGUGAUUAUUUUCAAGGCAGUGUUUCAUAGGAAGUGCCUGACAGUAGUAGGGUUUGAAUCUAUGAACUUCUAACUCAAAUGCUACUAUGCAGCAAACCCCUCCCAUCUUGACGUACACUGCCCCAUACCACUCACUCCAAUUUUAUGUGAGCCAGAGCUGUGGAAUGUUGUCACAUGCUCCUUUACCUAGCUCACAUCAGCAUCAUCAUAAUUUUACAUGAUCGAACAAAUAAAGGCACACGAGCAACUAGAUGUUACAGUUUCAACAUUUAAAGAUGUGUCAAUGGCAGAUAUCAUUGAGGGAGACAAAUAAGCUCGUGUUUUCAUGGAGACUGUUCAGCAAUGAAGUGAUUUUCAGUUAUUACCUGUUGUUAUACUAUAGAUUAAUGGUCACAUUUCUUCGUAAAUAAUAUAGCCAACAGCUGGUAGUUCUGAAGUUAUGGGACAUAGAACUAACAGAAUGUUUAGUCUGUGACGUACCAUAAAAUUUGAUUUCAUGGCUGGGCACAGUUAACAGAGGUAUCAGAUACCAUUACAAGGCACAAAGGAGACUUUUUUAUGCCUAGAGGCAGUGUUAGAGUGUUGCUUCUGCUGAGGGGCCCUUAGCAACUGCAGCUGUAUAUUUCUCAUCAGAGUAGAUGAGAACAGUAGAUGGAGUUCUCUUCCUUUGUGGUGUUUUGCAACCCAUUUGAAUAUGUUGAAGAGCUGCUGUUUUACUGAUGAGACAAUAACUUGCAUAUUUCUGAGACAUGCAAACAGUAACAGAGUCACCAAAUGUUCAUAAAACAGCAUAUCCCUUUCAUGUAUGAACUCUAUAAUGAGGUGAGUUAGUCCUUAAGUUUUCAUUAUGAGGAUUUAUGUAGCACCCUACAGCCUAGGUGACUUGAAAUGCUGUCUAGGAAUUUUGCCAGGACCCCUAGAAGAAGAAGAGACAAACCUUGUGGUGUAGUCAGAGUAGUUUGUUAUAAAUAAGACUGCAAGUUCCAUGUUAGCACUAUCUUAAUAUUAGGCCUCUUUUUUAUUUUCUUAGUCAAAAACAGACAAUAAAGUCACAAUUGUGGGAGUCAUGUGUGCUGGGGAAGGGCCAUACUCUUGACUGCCCCAUGUUAGAUAGCUUAUAUACUCCUGGUGAUAUGCUGUAACAUUUGUGAAGCUUGAGCCUGUUUGCACUGUCUUUUCCCACACUUUUUCCCUCUCAUCUACCUGCCUCCCUCCCUUUCCAUCAAAGGUAUUCUCUACAUAGCGCCAUCUGGAGCCCAAAAAUAGAAGUGUCCUUGCCAUGCCAGGAUCCAAGGUGGCACCGUGAUCCUUGCUUGAUGACGAACUAUGCGGAGUCAGUCUAUCUGAACGUAUUGUGUUUCUCAAGUGCAAUGUAUGAGAAAAAAUAACAAAAAUGAAAUUAAAAAAAAAAAGAAACCAAAAAAGUCAGAAGUAUUCUUGCCAAAUAUUUUUUUCUUUUUACAAUAUUCUAGAGACAUUAAAUGUAUUGACCACAUAUUUUAUUUUUGAACAAGCUGUGUAACAUGUCUGUUUUAUUUUGUGCCUGUUUUUGAGCACGUCUAAGCAGAAUAAAGUUUAACACUGCUGUAAGGCUACUAUUGCACAUAUAAUUAAUAAAGACAGUAAUGCCUGUUUCUUUUCAUUGAACAUUAUAUUAUGUAUUUGAUGUUGUGCUCUGUGUUUAAAAAAAAGAGAAAAAGAAAAAAAGGUAUAUCUUCUUCCGAACUAGUCUUUGAAUACCUGUUUCUGCUGUGUAACAUAAUUUACAGGUCAAAUGUUUGUUAAUGGCUUCUGUAAAAAAGAGAGAAUAUAGAACUGUAAAGUAAUAAAUUUUAAGCAUGUAUAAUUUAACUUAUACCAAAAAGAAAAAAGGAAAGAUCUGUGUUGUCGUCAAAAUGUGUUUUCAAGUACUCAAAUGGGAUUAUUUGUUGCUAUGGAGACAGCUUUAAGGCCCCUUAUGUUGUCUCUACAGAUCUUGAGUGUCACUGUUUUUUUUUGGUGGGGGGAUGUUGUAGGAGAGAAGAGCUUUAUUUUUUUAUUUUUGCACAUGUAGAUUUAAAGGUGGAUGUUUGUGGAUCUGCACACAGACAUGCACAUGCUGUGAUGUGCAAGAAUUUUGUUUUUGCAUAUAUAUACAUACAUACACAUACACAAAUGCAUGUGCCUGUUUUGACACAACUAUACAUGUGGUGUAUGUGUGUGUCUGAUUUAUGUUCAUUGAUAUGUACCCAUAUUUUAUGGAUGAAUAUCUGUACAUAAACGGUACAUGAUACUGUGUGUACUAGUACAUGCAGAUACAUGGUCAUCACUUGAUAACAGUAACUAUGUUUAAUUAUGGCCCAGAAAUGUAUUUUAUGUACCUCUGCUUAUCUGAAGUUUGCAGGCCACAGAAGCGGUUACUGUGGUGUGGAUUGCAAAGGAAGAAGCAACAGUCACUACCUUGUGAGCAGAUGCUGUUCUUACUUUGUUGACUGGCUUUCAGUUUCUCUUCCGUAUUCUGGAAGUCUUCCUGUUUAUUUUAUUGGCAUCACCAGCAACACCACGUUACAUUCGUAUGAGUGGUUCCUGGAAAGCCAUCACAAAUGACAGAAUUUUCUGCUGUUAUACAUGUAAGGGCCCCAGAGAAAUGUGGACCUUGUUGACUGUAGCUGCUUGCAACUUUAAGUGGUUUUGUUUGUGGCCUUUAAGAUCUGUUAUUUAGCACAAAGUGACUUUGGCUAUUAUUUUAAUUUUCUUUUUCUUUCUUUCUUUCUUUCUUGGAAUCUGCUGUUAAGAAAUGCAUUUUGGGGGGAGGGGAUUCAUUUGGCCUGUUUCUAGAACAUAUUCCUCCAAUAAUGAGAUAAAGAAAUGUAAUGUAUUCAGUAUUAACCUCUGGUGUAUAAAAUGUCACCUUACUAAGUGUGUUCACGGGUCAGGGGGUUAACAUACUCUAAAGUGGACUACAAAGAAUCAUUAGGUGGAAUAGGGAUACAGGCUAAAGUACCACUCCUGAGAGCUUAAGCAAUCUACCUCAUAAGGAGGGAAAAUGGUAGAAUUGCUUAAGAUUUUUGAAAGCAGUGCAGGAGUAAGGGUGGGGGAAAAUAAAAUUACUGCCUUUUUUUUUUUUGAGGUUGUUAUUUUGCUCCUCGGCUCUAUGUUUGUAAGAUUACAAGCUGCUGUUCUGUACUGCAAAACACUUGUACAAGUCAGAAUGUUAAUAAAUGCAAAGAAAGGUUGA